Medioppia subpectinata is the source of this 1545-nucleotide messenger RNA. NCBI's taxonomy places the organism in Eukaryota, Metazoa, Arthropoda, Arachnida, Sarcoptiformes, Oppiidae. The record is from the annotation of a GenBank genome assembly.
UUGACUGUUGAGCCGAAAGUGGACAUUCAACGCAUCGAUUUGACCGCAUUGUCCGCCAAUAAGAUUAAACUCAUAGUGAAGUGCAUUAACCGGAGGGGACACCUGUUGUUGGCCUCUAAUAACGAUGUGUUUUGUAUGAUACGAGUGCCACACGAGCAACAGAUCUACCAACUCAUGAGUGAACAUCACUUCGAGUUAGCCCUACAGGUGGCCAAUAUGUGGACAGAAGAAACGGGCGACGAUGUGGUCGCCGGCGGCGAAGACAACGCCUCCGAAUCCACCAAAAAGGAGCAAAUGAUGCUUAAGAUCAAGAAUAUGCACGCAUUCGACCUCUUCUGCAAAAAGCAAUACAAGGAAGCGUUGGUAUUGUUCCUGAAGCUCGAGACGGAUCCGUCGCAAGUGAUCGGUUUGUUUCCCGAUCUGUUGCCCGAAGACUUUAGAAAUAAACUCGAAUACCCGUCGAAACCGCCGCAACUGCUCGGCGCCGAUCUCGAGACCGGCCUCUUCUGUCUCAUAGACUAUCUGCUAGAAGUUCGCCGCAAUUUGGCCAACGCUGCCGCCGCUGCCAACGGUCAGAGCGGCGCAACUAUUAGCUCAUCAACGUCUUCGGCCAGCAUCGGUGGCAACAGCGCCGCAGAGACCGACAGCCCGUCGACCGCCGCCGCCUCAGCCAAAGCCAAGUAUCAGCUGAAGAGCAUAAUCGAUACGACACUCUUGAAGUGUUACCUCCAGACCAACGACGCGUUAGUGGCGCCACUGCUCCGACUGCCAGACAACAAGUGUCACUUGGAAGAGGUGGAGAAGGCUCUCAAAAAGCACCACAAAUACAAUGAGCUGAUCAUUCUCUACCAGAACAAAGGCCUGCAUAAGAACGCACUCGACCUCCUGCACAAACAGUCCCGCAAAAAGGACUCACCGCUGGCCGGCUAUAAGCGAACCGUACAGUACUUACAACACUUGAACGCCGAACACUUGGACCUGAUAUUCGAGUACUCGGAAUGGGUGCUCAAAAAUCAUCCCGAAGACGGUAUCAAGAUAUUCACCGACGACGCGGUGGUCGAUAUGGAACUGUUGCCCCGCGAAGAGGUGGUGGCGUUCCUGCAGCGGAUCAACGAUGACCUACUCAUACCAUACUUAGAGCACCUGAUCUUCGUGUGGAACGACACCACACCUGCCUUUCACAACACUUUGAUCCAUAAGUACAGGGAAAGGGUUCGCAUGUUGUUGACGGACCACAAGAAUAGUGUGGCCGCCGGCGAGACAGAGCCCGUGGGCGCCGGCGAAGAGCCGGGAGAGUUGGGUGAACUGAGACAGAAUUUGUUAAAGUUUUUGGACGAUUCCGACCACUACUCGACCGAAACGCUGCCGACGUAUCUGUUAAACGACGGCCUCUUCGAGGAGCGCGCGGUUGUGAUGGGAAAGAUCGGUAACCAUAAGGAGGCGCUCGUCAUAUACGUCCAUAUGCUUCACGACACACAACGCGCCGAACAGUACUGUCAACGCAUGUAUGACAAGGGAUUGCCAGAGAAUAAAGACGUGAGAUAA